AUUGCUCCCAAAGAAAUGGAAGGGACGGACCCGCCAAACAGUGACUCGGAUGUGCUUCAGUCUCCACGAUUCAAAUAAAACAUUCUCAUCGUAGACCCAACGAUCUUUGCGUUUCGGCGGGACAGAGUCAAGAGAGCGAGAGCUGAGUAAUAAGGUUCUCAAAAUUCCAUAAUGGCGGAUUCCACCGAAGAACUGGAGCCCUUGUUCGAUUACAGCCGCGUUCAGCCUCUUGAUGUCGUGUGCCUCGACGUAGAUGAGGAUGAUGUGGAUUCAUCUCAAGCUUUCUCUUCUAAUAAACGGAGGAAGAUUUCUGAACCUGUUGUUGUUGAGGAUGCGGAGGAAAACACGAAAGUAAUACAAAUAUUGGAUUGUGAAGAAAACAAAGAGUUGGAUUGGCUAGCACUGCCACCCAAGGUUUCCGGUGAUGUUCAGAAGCUGCUUGGGGAGAAUUCUACUAUAAAGGAGUUGAGGUUGAGGAAGCAAGAGCUUGUCACAUUUGCACAAUCAGCUGAAGAUGUGUUGCGAGCUGUGGAGGAGUCUGCAAAAAGAGAACUUGGUAGUUCAAUGCAUUCUUCUCUGGAGGCUGUCACUGACCAACCAUCAAAGCCUCCUUGUGAAAGAGUUAAGAUAGUUAUUUCUGUUCAGGAUAAGGAUGGGCUCAAGCAUUUUCGCAUGUACAUGGAUGACAAAUUUGAACGGCUCUUCAAAAUGUAUGCGGAUAAAGUUAAGCUUGACAUACAGAACUUAGUAUUUUGCUUUGAUGGGGAUAAAAUAAGUCCAGCAGCAACCCCUGAUGACCUUGGUAUGGAGGACAACGACAUUAUUGAGGUGCAUGUUAAGUCAAGCUGAUUGAGAAAAUAUGGUUCCUGGAGAAUUCUACUUUGUAGGGGUUGGGGGGAAUGACUGCUAUUGAUAUUUAAUAUUGAGGUUAUGCAAAAGGCCCAUGUAGAAGACUAUUUCACUCCAGAUAGGCUGUCUGACUUGGUUGGACAAAUCAUGGUGCCUAGGGUAACUACCCUCUUUGGUAGAAUGUGGUGGAACAGCUGAAGAAAAUUCCCAUGCAGAUCUCAAUUGUUGAUCUAGUGAUGACCUUGGGACAUCACUGGAAUGCAGGUUCAGAAUGAUCCCUUAGAUUGGAAUUAGGUUAUUUCUAAACACACUUGUAAUACCUAAUACGAACAAUGUUAAUUUUUGCUAUAAACUAGAUGCUAAUUGUUGUUUUAAGACUGCAGAUUAAUGUAUAUUUAUCAAUAUUUGUAGCCGCGUGUUGACGGACUUUCAUAAGCAUAUGACGUGGCUCUUAGAGAAUAUUUUUUAUUUAUGGCAUCAAAGCAUUUCCAAGGAAAUAGAACUGAUGAAAGUUUUUGUGAUGAAAUUCUUG
Molecule: messenger RNA, 1381 nt
Organism: Alnus glutinosa
Lineage: Eukaryota; Viridiplantae; Streptophyta; Magnoliopsida; Fagales; Betulaceae
Exons: 7
Coding region: 172-849 (225 amino acids)
Source: RefSeq, a predicted model, not a curated record